Molecule: messenger RNA, 1208 nt
Organism: Phytophthora nicotianae INRA-310
Lineage: Eukaryota; Oomycota; Peronosporomycetes; Peronosporales; Peronosporaceae
Exons: 1
Coding region: 1-1158 (385 amino acids)
Source: RefSeq, a predicted model, not a curated record
AUGCUGGCGUUGAAUACUGUGGACUUCGCAGACGUCGCAGAUAUCGUGAGCGAUACCUGGGCUCUAGAAGACAAGGAGGAGCAGAAGCGUCGACUGCAUCGCAUCGAAAUGGUCAAGUUCCGACGCAAGAGGAAGGCCAAGCAAGAUGAUUUACGUGGUGAAUGUCGGCGACUGGAGAAGCACGCGAAGCAAGUUGCAGCCAGCGUGAGAGCUCUAGCUAGCCGUAACGCUGGCUCCAGCACUCGUGUCAAUAUUUUGCGUGAGCUAUUCGUCGAGAUUGAAGACCUUCGGCAACAGAAUGGGGCUCUUCGCAAGCAAGUCAGUCUCCACACCGCCUUUAAGCAAGUCCUAAUAGAGGCUGAACAAGACAACGCUCAACAAGACGAGUCCCUUUUACCGUCAACCGACGAGCAUUCAGGAUGGCGUGUUCGUUUUCCCAGUGGUGAACCGAGCUUCCACUUCCAUCCGUUCACUCGUGAUGCGUUUGAUUCCAUCAUGGACGCGUGCACCUCUUCAUUGGAGGCAGAGCCUACUGUCAACUUGGGUGGAGAGUUUCUCGGAUGGAAUGUGCUCCAGGCGACGGCCAGUUCCACUGUAGAGGAUCACUCGCUUGUUGCCAAGUCGAGAUUUACGAAGCGAAUUCGAUGUUCUUUGCUUGAAGUGGACGACGUGAUGAGUAAGGAGGACCGAAAUUCAUGGCCUCUAAUUGUUACUCCAAUGGACUGGAGCGGCGUCAUGGGACGAGCUAGUGUUCAAGUGUUGCAAGAAUUUGACGACAACACGUGCGUACUGGUGCACAAUGCUCAAGGUAGCAUAAACCUACGGUAUAUUUGUCUUGUCCGACGUCAUCGAUGGACAGAACGAGAGGGAAAGCGUGUGAUCACGUACACGAUGAGAGUUGCAGACUCCGACUCCAAUAAGCGCAGCCGCUUGGCAGAAGCGGAUGAGGACGAGGUGCAGUGGAUCACGGAAGGUGGAGCGCAACUGACUAUUGCAGAAGUAGACGGCAGGACUGUUGACGUUGUGUACGAUCACUGGGGAGGGUGCGAAAGCGAAUUGCAUGCCCAGUAUUUGUUCGUGCAGUGGGCCCACUAUGCUCUGCGCUGGGAGCAAAUGGUGCUUCCAUCCAACCUGCUCCCAGCGGAAGGAGCAAUUUAGUUGUAUGAUAAUAUGUAUAUAUAUACUACAUACGGAAUGAUGUUAAAGAG